Molecule: messenger RNA, 2915 nt
Organism: Carassius gibelio (silver crucian carp)
Lineage: Eukaryota; Metazoa; Chordata; Actinopteri; Cypriniformes; Cyprinidae
Product: pre-B-cell leukemia transcription factor 1
Exons: 9
Coding region: 120-1379 (419 amino acids)
Biological process (GO): regulation of transcription by RNA polymerase II; neuron development; eye development
Cellular component (GO): nucleus
Molecular function (GO): DNA-binding transcription factor activity, RNA polymerase II-specific; RNA polymerase II cis-regulatory region sequence-specific DNA binding
Source: RefSeq, a predicted model, not a curated record
UGCAUUUGCAGAAUGCCUAUUUCCAUGCAAGGACACGGUUUUUUAUGUGUCAGUCGCUAGGGGAACCCAUCGUGGUGAUGCAUGGACACACACUCAUCUAGAUUAAUAUACUGCUCAGGAUGUUGCAGCCGCAGCAGCCCAUCACGGGCAACGGGCCCAGCGCAAGCCGCGGUCUCGGGUUGAACGUCCACCCGGGAAUGCAUCCCCUUAACCCGGUGCACCCGCCUUCUCAACACCGCCCCGAUGGAGACCCCGUGGGCCUCGAAGGCACCGAAAAUGGACACAACAACCGCCGAGACAUUGGAGACAUCCUGCAACAGAUCAUGACGAUUACCGACCAAAGUUUAGACGAAGCUCAAGCAAAAAAACACGCUUUAAACUGUCAUCGGAUGAAACCGGCUUUAUUCAGCGUCCUGUGCGAAAUUAAGGAGAAAACUGGUCUUUCUAUGAGAAAUGCUCAGGAGGAGGAGCCACCAGACCCACAGCUCGUGCGAUUGGACAACAUGCUGCUGGCCGAAGGUGUGGCCGGUCCUGAAAAGGGGGGCGGAGCCGCUGCGGCGGUCUCUGCUGCGACCAGCUCUGGCGGGAUGUCACCUGACAGCUCACUGGAGCACUCCGACUAUAAAAGCAAGUUGAGCCAAAUUCGGAACAUUUACCACACAGAGCUGGAAAAAUACGAGCAGGCCUGCAGUGAGUUCACCACCCAUGUUAUGAACCUCCUGAGGGAGCAGUCUCGCACCCGUCCCGUGUCUCCGCGUGAGAUCGAGCGUAUGGUGGCCAUCAUCCACCGCAAGUUCAGCUCCAUCCAGACGCAGCUCAAACAGAGCACCUGUGAAGCGGUCAUGAUACUGCGCUCACGCUUUCUGGACGCCAGGCGUAAACGGCGUAAUUUUAGCAAACAGGCCACAGAGGUCCUGAACGAGUAUUUCUAUUCCCAUCUCUCGAACCCGUACCCGAGCGAGGAGGCCAAAGAAGAGCUGGCCAAGCAGUGCGGUAUCACUAUGUCUCAGGUGUCCAACUGGUUUGGCAACAAGAGGAUUCGCUAUAAGAAGAACAUUGGGAAGUUCCAGGAAGAGGCCAAUCUGUAUGCCAUGAAGACGGCCUUAGGGGCGACACAGAGCGAGGAAUCCCCCCACACUCCAAACUCCACGGGCUCAGGGUCGUUCUCGCUGUCAGGGUCAGCUGACUGCUUCCUCGGAGUUCCUCCAAUGAACGGAGAGCAGCCAUCUUAUCACAUGGGGGCUCAGGACGCUCAAUCACGCUUCUCAGACAGACUCUAUAGUACCAGAGAGAGCCGGACUAAUGGUAACUGGCAGGAGCAGAACACGCCUCCCUCGGCCACUUCACCCGGCAGCGAUCACUCCGACAACUCUGACUGAUGAACUCCUGCCACCAGGACGAAAGAAUGAUGCUCACUCUUCUACCCUACUGCAGUUUUAGUUAUUCUCAUUUUUGUUUUUAGAAGCUCAUUAUCGGACUGAAAUAUGAGCAGAGAUUUUCCGUGUAAAUCGUUCAUACAGCUGUUCUUAUGAAAAUUGGCGUAUUCCAUUCAAUACGGUAAUUUACAAAAGAAUGGGCCGUAUUCAUGAAGUAAACUGUUUGUAAAAUUGUAUAUUUUUUUUUUGCAUUGACUUCAAUGUGAGCAGAACUGAUUUCAGUCAAAAUGUCUUGUGUGUGUGUGUGUGUGUAUAUAUAUUAAUAUAUAUAUAUGAAUAGUUCAGAUGCAAAAGCCUCUAAGUGCCAUCUGAAAUUUUCAUCUAAAAUUAGGAUUUUUAUCAAGCUCCUAUCCUUAGAUUGAGUCAUUUUACUUUAAUGACAAUGUGCAGGUUCUUUUCCAGGCUAUUAAAGUGAAAUAACUGAACAUAAAUAUAGAAGCCUGAUAAAAAUUCUAAUUUUAAAUGAAAAUCUCAGAUAGCAUUUAGAGGCGUUUGCAUCUGAACUCUUCAUAUAUAUAUAUAUAUAUAUAUAUAUAUAUAUAUAUAUAUAUAUAUAUAUAUAUGUAUAUGUAUAUUUGUGUGUAACACUAAUUUACUUAUUUACUUAAGUUUUUGUUACAGUUCAUGGAGUUUAUGCAUAUGCAUACAUAUAUAUACACACACAUAUACAAAUAUAUAUACCGUAUUUUUCGGACUAUAAGUCACACCUAAGUAUAAGUCACAUCAGUCCAAAAAUACGUCAUGACGAGGAAAAAAACAUAUAUAAGUCGCAGGACCAGCCAAACUAUGAAAAAAAAAGUGCGACUUAUAGUUCAGAAAAUACGGUAUGGUAUAUAAUGUUUGUGGAACUGGUAAAUACUAAUUUACAUCUAAGUUUUGAUUUUACAAACAACUUAAACAUCUGUUGAGCUUUCGUUUCAUGAAUAAGGCCCUUUUUCCGUUUGAAUGAGUGUGUGUGUGUGUGUGUGUGUGUGUGUGUGUGUGUGUGAGAGAGAGAGAGAGAGAGAGAGAGAGAGAGAGAGAGAGAGAGAAGUGUUGGAUGAGAUCAUGGCGUAUACUUGCCGUCAUGUAUGUUAUUUCACUUUUCCACUACAUUACAACUUCCACUAUUUGUUACUGCAAUAUCUGGGUGUUGAAAGGGGAACUUUUUAAACUGCAUUAAGACUGCUUUCAUUAUAGUUAUUAUAUUAUUAUUAUCACUGCUUUAUAUUGUUUAUUCAGAGCUCAGAUAGAAUUGGCUUUGGUGAAGGGGGCAAUAGAGAAAAAUCCAAAGAUUGUUGGUUUGUGUGUGUGUGUGUGUGUGUGCUUUUCUCUUUUUUUACUGAGUUUGUGUGUGCAUCAGUUAAAUGAAUGAGGUGUGUUUGCUGUCUUUAUUUCCCGUUUGAAUGAGUAUAUCAACAGUGCUGUCUUUUCUCUGUACAGUGAAACACCUGUAUUCUCUACCUCUUUUACAAUAAAGACUGUCUGUGUACACAUUCA